GUACCCAACCGCGCGAGGGAAAUUUUGCGCGAGCGAGGGCAAAUAUGGCGGGAAACUUUGGCGCCAUCUGUUCCCGCGCCGCCGCCUCCCUAUUUAGCCCGCGCCACCGCCGCCGCCGCCUCCUCCUCCCCUCAACUCCAACUCCUCCCAGAUUUCUCCCCUUCUCCCAGCGCCUUCACCGAGGAACCCUCUCGACCACCGCCAUGGCUGCUUCGAACGGCGCCGCCGCCACCGACGCCGUCCAGGAGCCUCCCCAGAAGAUCUCCAAGCUCGCGCCCCUGCUCAAGGUGAAGAAGCUCUCCGACAAGGCCGUCCUGCCGUCCCGCGGCUCCGCCCUCGCCGCCGGCUACGACCUCUCGAGCGCGGCGGAGAUGGUGGUGCCGGCGCGGGGCAAGGCGCUGGUGCCGACGGACCUCAGCAUCGCCAUCCCGGAGGGCACCUACGCGCGCAUCGCGCCGAGGUCGGGGCUCGCGCUGAAGCACUCCAUCGACGUGGGCGCCGGCGUGAUCGACGCGGACUACCGCGGCCCCGUGGGGGUCAUCCUCUUCAACCACUCGGACGCGGACUUCGCCGUGAAGCCCGGCGACCGGAUCGCCCAGAUGAUCAUCGAGGUGAUCGCGACGCCGGAGGUCGCGGAGGUGGAGGACCUCGACGCCACCGUGCGCGGCGAGGGAGGGUUCGGGUCCACCGGCGUCUGAGCCGUGACGGUCUCUCCGCGCGAAGGAGGGACGGUAGUUCGUCAGUCCCCUUACUCUCUAGGUUAGGAUGGCGAUGCAAGUAGGCAGCCUUGGUGUGUCUUUUGUUGGCUGUAAGCUCUCUCUCGUGAUGUUAAGGUGGCACUAUCCUGCAACUGAACAUGUCAAGAAGUUUAGGGUUGCGUCGGUAGCUGAAUGCAGGAAAUGCUAAGAACCUGUUUCUUCAGUGUCUUACUGUGCACCUAGUGUGUUGGGGUCGUUUCUGAAUCUCUGCAGAAUUGCAUGCGUGUGGUUUUCCA
Molecule: messenger RNA, 994 nt
Organism: Panicum virgatum (switchgrass)
Lineage: Eukaryota; Viridiplantae; Streptophyta; Magnoliopsida; Poales; Poaceae
Product: deoxyuridine 5'-triphosphate nucleotidohydrolase-like
Exons: 3
Coding region: 45-698 (217 amino acids)
Biological process (GO): dUTP catabolic process; dUMP biosynthetic process
Molecular function (GO): dUTP diphosphatase activity; magnesium ion binding
Source: RefSeq, a predicted model, not a curated record